Molecule: messenger RNA, 1334 nt
Organism: Culicoides brevitarsis
Lineage: Eukaryota; Metazoa; Arthropoda; Insecta; Diptera; Ceratopogonidae
Product: zinc finger C4H2 domain-containing protein
Exons: 4
Coding region: 257-1066 (269 amino acids)
Biological process (GO): positive regulation of neuron differentiation
Cellular component (GO): nucleus
Source: RefSeq, a predicted model, not a curated record
CAUUUUGUGCAUCAAAAUAAAGGAAUUUCGUUCCGAAAUUGAGAAAUUACUCCUUUUAAUUACAGAAAAAGUGACAAAAACGACAAAAGACAAUAAUAUUCAUUCAUUAAAUAUCAGGAAAUGUGUUGAAAAGUCAAAAUUUACAUAAAAAUUUAGAAAAACAAAUUUGGUCCAUUGAGAAGAGAAGAGCAGCUGCAUCCAUCCGAGAUAAUAAUAAAUCAUCAAACAAACCGUGAAAUCUAAACAAUUGUAAACAAUGUCUGUGGCAACGGAUGAACGAGCAAUUUACGCCAAACUCGAGGCAAUGAAAGAUAUUCGAGCAAAAACGGUUCAACUCGAGAAAAUCAAGCUCCGUAUUGUACGUGAAGUUGAAAAUGGGGAUGCUGAGGAAAAGUGCCUUGCCGAAUAUCGACGCGAAUUGGAGCUUUUGAUGCAGGAAAAAAUGAGUCAUGUCGAAGAAUUGCGACAAAUUCACGCCGAUAUCAAUGCUAUGGAAACUGUCAUAAAACAAGCAGAAGAAAGUCGCCAACGCAGCAUUCAAAUGGCUCAACGUUAUCACGAAGACUUUGCUCCGCUGAAAAUGGAAGUUGACACGAUGCGUCGUGAUUAUUUGGGUCUCGAUCGUCUUCCGGAUUUGCAUGAAGAAGAGGGUUCUAUCAUUGCGCCAGAUCGCUUUCAGAAUUAUUAUUCGUCAAAGUCGUCAACAAUUCCGUCUUCAAGUUAUUCUCGACCUCCGUUAACUUCGCAUCCGAUCGCUUCAAAUCAAGAAAAUCCCGUUCAACUUCCGCCAUCAAAUGCAGGAUCAGGAUUUUUGCCUCCUCCGGGACCAAUGAGAUUGAAUAAGCCGCCGGAAAUUAACAGAUUGUCGACUCAACCGCCCUCGAUUGGAAUGGCUCAUCCUACGUUCAGGUCUGAUUUUAAUGUCAAUUUGAGACAACAACCCCCGCCGAUGAAAUCUUGCUUGUCUUGCCAUCAACAAAUCCAUCGUAAUGCUCCAAUUUGUCCCUUGUGUAAAGCCAAAAGUCGUUCUCGCAACCCGAAAAAGCCAAAAAAGAAGGAACAUUAAACGAGAAUUGACUGAAAAACGAACGCAUGAACGAAAAAUGGACAGAAAACGAUCAAACUUAGUACUAAUUUUUUUAUUCAACCUACUUUUAAGAUAUAUAACCCCCGUAGAAUUUAGAAAAUUAGCUUUUAGGAAAAAAAAUGUCUCAAUUUUGAAUUUUUCAGUAUUUUAUCCCACAAUUUUAGUACUUAAGAUUUUUUUAAAUCAUUUUUUUUUAUGUCAGAAGCGAGUCUUCUGUUUUAUUUUUAACAAUUAUGUAACUUUUUGA